AUGGAGACAUGGGAAGAUAGAAAAGUGUGGAGGGGAAUGAAGGAUGAAGAAGAAGAAGAAGAAGAAGAAGAAGAAGAAGAAGAAGAAGAAGAAGAAGAAGAAGAAGAAGAAGAAGAAGAAGAAGAAGAAGAAGAAGAAGAAGAAGAAGAAGAAGAAAUGUGCCAAUGGGCCAAUGGAGCCGCGGGCUCGGAGAACCCGAUCAACGAAAAUCCCUCGGACCUAGAACGGUCGUCACCACACGGACACUACGAGCCUUCCCUGACCAUCAUGCCGGAAGGCAAGCACUUCAUGGUAAAAGAGGCUUUUGACUGCACAGGAGGCUCGUCCAAAGCACUGCGAGGCGACUCGCGUGAAACAACGCAGACAGCCAAUGCAGUCGCUGGAGGACAGAGCUCCAAGACCCAGCACCAUGGUUCGUAUGAGCAACACAGAUGGAGAUUUCUCCAUCGUGUUCCCAACAACCUGAUGGUUGAUUGGAUCAAAUAA
Molecule: messenger RNA, 486 nt
Organism: Penicillium brevicompactum
Lineage: Eukaryota; Fungi; Ascomycota; Eurotiomycetes; Eurotiales; Aspergillaceae
Exons: 3
Coding region: 1-486 (161 amino acids)
Source: RefSeq, a predicted model, not a curated record